This is a messenger RNA of Antrostomus carolinensis (chuck-will's-widow), 902 nucleotides long. Its product is annotated as ADAMTS-like protein 1. Lineage: Eukaryota; Metazoa; Chordata; Aves; Caprimulgiformes; Caprimulgidae. The record is from RefSeq and is a predicted model, not a curated record. The transcript has 7 exons. Gene Ontology annotation, cellular component: extracellular matrix. The annotation marks the transcript as partial.
AUUUGGAAACUAAGGCUCUCCAAGGUGUGAAGAGUGAAAACAGCCUCAGCUCUACAGGAUCCUUCCUCGUGGAGAAUUGUAGCAUAGACUUCCAGAAAUUUCCUGACAAGGAGAUAUUAAGAAUACCUGGGCCUCUCACUGCAGACUUCACUAUCAAGAUCCGCUCUGCUGGUGCUGCUGACAGUUCAGUUCAGUUUAUCUUCUAUCAGCCCAUCAUUCACCGAUGGAGAGAAACUGAUUUCUUUCCUUGUUCAGCUUCCUGUGGAGGAGGUUAUCAGCUGACAUCUGCUGAAUGUUUUGAUCUGAGAAGCAACCGAGUAGUAGCAGAUCAAUACUGUCACUAUUAUCCUGAAAAUAUCAAGCCAAAGCCAAAACUUCAAGAGUGUAAUCUGGAUCCUUGUCCUGCAAGUGAUGGAUACAAGCAGAUCAUGCCCUAUGACCUCUACCAUCCCCUUCCUCGGUGGGAAAGUACACCCUGGACUGCCUGUUCCUCAUCCUGUGGAGGGGGCAUUCAAAGCCGCAGUGUCUCAUGUGUGGAAGAAGACAUUCAGGGGCAUAUCAGCCCAGUGGAAGAAUGGAAAUGCAUGUAUACUCCAAAGAUGCCUGUUGUCCAGCCUUGCAAUAUAUUUGACUGCCCAAAGUGGCUUGCUCAGGAAUGGUCUCCGUGCACUGUGACCUGUGGACAAGGACUCAGAUACCGUGUGGUCCUUUGCAUUGAUCACAGGGGUAUGCAUACAGGAGGCUGUAGUCCUAAAACAAAGCCACACAUAAAAGAAGAAUGCAUUGUACCCAAUCCUUGCUACAAACCCAAAGAGAAACUUCCUGUGGAAGCAAAGUUGCCAUGGUAUAAGCAGGCUCAAGAGCUGGAGGAAGGAGCAGUGGUGUCUGAAGAACCAUCGUAA